This is a messenger RNA of Aricia agestis (brown argus), 1228 nucleotides long. RefSeq names its product etoposide-induced protein 2.4 homolog (gene tank). Lineage: Eukaryota; Metazoa; Arthropoda; Insecta; Lepidoptera; Lycaenidae. The transcript has 7 exons. The coding region runs from base 130 to 1068 and encodes 312 amino acids. The record is from RefSeq and is a predicted model, not a curated record. Gene Ontology annotation, biological process: macroautophagy. Gene Ontology annotation, cellular component: endoplasmic reticulum.
UCAUACAGCUGCAAUUUUUAUUACGUCAAAACUUUAAAAUUCAAAACAAUGAUGUAAAAUCGGAAUCAAUAUUGUUCGUGUUUAAAUAAUGAAUCAGCAUUUUAAUUAUUGUUAGUCGAAAUAGUUAAAAUGGAUAGCGUUACGAAUUUUUCUGUAUCGCUCAUAAAGGGGUUUAUAGAUAGUCUACGUGGCGUAACUGUGCUUCUAUAUUUAGAUAAAGAAAUUAACGAACGCGCUCUUAGCCGUUCACCGCAAUUAGAGUUCGAAAAACAUAAACAGAAGCCAACUAAAGUAAAACAAGAAUCUAAAGUACUUACAAGAGUAUUGCAGUCAUGCAUACUCAAUGGAUUUAUAUUUUUACUCAGCAUACUUGUGUUUGAGUAUGCGCUUCUUCCGUCGGUGAAGUACUUAGUGAUAGUAGUGUUUGGCCAUGAUCCUGGUGUGGCCCACAAUGUCUGGGGAUGGAUACAGCCUUUCCUCUCCAUGACAUUCCGUAUGAUAUGGGUGUUACCCCUCUUUCUGCUCAGCAAGCUAGUUAAUAGUUUAUGGUUCCAAGAUAUAGCCGACUCAGCAUACAGACAUAGACGUGGACGUCCACAGUUCAUGUCAAGUGUCAGCAAAAUAAUAGCUGACUCACUGUUCAGCUUACUGGUGCAAGCCUUAUUUUUAGUACAGAGUAUGCUAGUCAGUAUGUUGCCAAUAACGUACAUAGGAGAGAUACUAUGUUUGGUACAUAUGUGUCUCCUUUACUCGCUGUACUCAUUUGAGUACAAGUGGUUCAACAUGGGCUGGGAGCUCCACAAGAGGCUGACCUUUAUUGAGACCAACUGGCCCUACUUCUUGGGAUUCGGUCUUCCACUAGCGGUACUGACUCAGAUACCUCAGUCUUACAUCAUAAGUGGUUGUGUGUUCUCGAUAUUCUUUCCCGUGUUUAUAUUGAGUGGGAACGAAGCGACACCUGUUACUGGCGGCGAGUACCCGCUACGCCUGUUCUCGCCUGUGGUCGCGAUAUCUAACGGCAUGUUCCGUUUUGUGAAGAACACCGCCAGUGACGACCGCACCAGGUGAUAGGAGCUGCUCAAACCACUAAACUUAUGACGAGCGAGUGAGAGUUUUAUUAUUUUUAUCAAACCGUACCUUAGGGAAGACGAAUAGAAGUUCUAAACAUUUUCAAAAUUAUUUGUGCCUUUGUCUUAUCGAAGGUACGAAAUAUAAUUAUUAUACUAAG